Messenger RNA from Falco peregrinus (peregrine falcon), 1908 nucleotides. RefSeq names its product schwannomin interacting protein 1 (gene SCHIP1). Gene Ontology annotation, cellular component: cell junction; plasma membrane. The transcript has 8 exons. The record is from RefSeq and is a predicted model, not a curated record. The coding region runs from base 108 to 1322 and encodes 404 amino acids. Gene Ontology annotation, biological process: positive regulation of hippo signaling. NCBI's taxonomy places the organism in Eukaryota, Metazoa, Chordata, Aves, Falconiformes, Falconidae.
GGAAGGAGGGAACGGAGCUGUAGGCAGCCGGUGCAGGGUUCUGCCUGGCCCGACAAGUGCCUGGGAUCUCUCGCAAAAUGGCUUGAAAGAGGAGCCCGGCGCAGAAGAUGAAUGACUCCCGGGAGGAUGGGAUGGAUUUAGGGAGCGACGCCGGCAGCAGCCGCUCCAGCUCGGAGUCCAACUCCAGCAAAGCCACGCCGUGCUCGGAGGGCAAGUCCUCGCCGUCCCCCAGCAGCCUGGACCUGGCGGCGCUGGAGGACUCGGAGGAGGAGGAGGAGGACGGGGGCUACCUGCCCUCCCCGCCGGCGCGCCGGCCGCCGCCGCGCUGCCCCGCCGGCGAUGCCCGCUGCCGCGCCGCGCCCGCCCGCCGGAGCGGCUCCCCCGCCGCCGCCGCGCCCCGCCGCCCCGCCGCCUCCCGCCCGCGGCCGCCCCAGCCCCAGCGCCCGCCGCCGGUACCCCCGCAGGAGCGGCGGGCGGCGGGCGGGCGGCGGGGCGGCGGGGCGCAGCCCCCUCGGGAGCCGCAGCCGCCGGCUAUGGACUGGGCGGCCCUGGAGAGGCACCUGGCCGGGCUGCAGUGCCGGGAGCAGGAGCGGGGCCAGCGGGCCAGCCCCGCCUCGGCCCAGAAGAAUGAGCGGGAGUCCAUCAGGCAGAAGUUGGCUCUGGGCAGUUUCUUCGACGAUGGCCCGGGACUCUACACCAGCUGCAGCAAGAGUGGCAAGCCGAGCCUCUCCUCCCGAUUGCAAAGCGGGAUGAACCUGCAGAUUUGCUUUGUGAAUGACAGCAGCAGUGACAAAGACAGCGACGCCGAUGACAGCAAGACAGAAACCAGCCUGGACACGCCACUGUCACCCAUGAGCAAGCAGAGCUCGUCCUACUCUGACAGAGACACGACAGAGGAAGAGUCGGAAUCCCUUGAUGACAUGGAUUUCCUCACCAGGCAAAAGAAACUCCAAGCUGAAGCCAAAAUGGCCUUGGCUAUGGCUAAGCCCAUGGCCAAAAUGCAGGUGGAGGUGGAAAAGCAGAACAGGAAGAAAUCGCCGGUAGCAGAUCUUCUGCCACAUAUGCCUCAUAUAAGUGAAUGCCUGAUGAAGAGAAGUUUAAAACCCACUGAUCUAAGAGACAUGACUAUUGGGCAGCUACAAGUGAUAGUCAAUGAUCUCCACUCACAGAUAGAAAGCUUGAACGAGGAGCUGGUGCAGCUGCUGCUCAUUCGGGACGAGCUGCACACAGAGCAGGAUGCCAUGCUGGUGGACAUCGAGGACCUGACCAGACACGCUGAAAGUCAGCAGAAGCACAUGGCAGAGAAGAUGCCGGCAAAAUGAAGCCCGGAGCCCCGGGAGCAGAGCUGGACGAGACUUCAUUUUGCUUCUGUGUGUCCCAGCGCCGACGUCCACAGUGGCACGCAAGAAAACCAGUGUUAGUCAUUGACCAUGUCUGAAGCUUUAUGUCCGGUGAUUGGCCUCUGCUUCUUAAUUUAUUUUAAUUUUUUUACUUGUGCCACUAAAUAUCAGGCAUUUUAAUAAUAUUAUUACAAAAAAUGUACAGUACUUAUAACAUUAUAAAUCAUGGGUGAGAAGAGAGGGUAGUUUAACUUUAUUUUUGUCUGUUUAGAGAUUUUCAGUUGAACGAUAUUUUACCAUUGACUACUUUUUUAUUCUUCACUGUAGUUUUAAAAUAAAGGAACUGUACUUGAAGGUGCUAUACAAGUCAAAAAAAUACAUGCCUGCCUCGUAGUGAAGUUGUAGCUUUCAGUAAUAUGUAUAUUUUAAUCAGUUUUCAACAUUUUGUGAAUGUUGACUACCUGACAUUCAUUUUUAGAUGUGCUAUUAACAUUCGGUUGGAUUCAGAGAGUUACCUUGAAAGUUUUAUGUAUAAAUAUGUAAAAUAAAAAUUUAAAAAAUUGUUUCA